Molecule: messenger RNA, 411 nt
Organism: Lactuca virosa
Lineage: Eukaryota; Viridiplantae; Streptophyta; Magnoliopsida; Asterales; Asteraceae
Source: the annotation of a GenBank genome assembly
AUGGGAUUAACAAAAGGGAAGCGGCUAACAAUGGCCACUUUAAUUAUGCCUCCUCUAGUAGCUUUACUUUCUCUAAGCAUCCCUUUAUCAAUUACAGCCGACUAUGCAGAUAAAGCAUCAUAUAUAGCUCUUAAUCAUCCCAUCCAUGGAAAAUCUCCACCACCACCACCUCCUAAAUCAUCGCCACCGCCACCUUACAUACAUGGAGACUCACCUCCGAAGGCUCCCAAGGCUCCAAAGGCUCCAAAGACCCCAAAGGCCCCAAAGGCUCCAAAGGCACCAAAGGCUCCAAAGUCUCCAAAGUCUCCACCGCCACCUCCACCACCAGAUUCGCCUGGCAUGUCUCCACCACCACCUCCUACGUCACCGCCACCACCAACUAUGCAUGGAAGGCCUCAAACGACCACCUAG